AUGUCUCCUCCUCAUAUUAUAGGGGUGCCUUCACCCUCCCAAUGUGACCCUACUUAUGGCUCGGCCCGCCCUGUGAGUCUUCCUGGGAUUCGAGAUGUGCUUGGGAAUGAGCUUUGUCUAGAUGACAUACCGUCCAAACCGCACAACGGUUUUUUCGUCUCUGAUACGCGUCUUAAUGUAUCUAAUCGUCCGAUAUCCUCAUCUCAUUUCCAUACAUACUCUCAUGUCACACCCAACAUCCAAGAUAAGUCGCCGCGCUUAGCCACUCCCAAGAUGACCUCUGCGCGUGAUGAUCCUUUUCUAGGCUCGUCCUCCAACUCUAUGGCGAAUUUACCAACCAUAUUGCAGCGCAUGAGAAUGGAAGACGACCACUAUGAUCAUAAGGACGUAUGGCUGCAUCAUCAUGCGCCCGAGUACUUUUAUCGUCCAUCCAUGCCCAAAUCAUGGGACAUAUGCAUGCACGGGACCCAAAUGAAGCGCGUUUCGUCCAACGACCGCAUGGUAACGUCGAGACGACUUUCUGGUCGAUCUCGCGAUAUAUACAGCCGUUCCAUGCCUCGUUUAGGUGCUCUAAAUUUGUCGGAAUCACAAGCUUCGACGCCCAUAAAUAUCCCUGGUACAAAGGAAGAAAGCUAUCACCCACGUACACUUACACGCAGCUUUUCCUCCUAUUCAACGGCAAGUGGUACAAGCGAAGGCUUCCCAUACACGCCCAAGAUGGGGAUGUCAGAUGUCCUAACGGGAGAUGGACGAGAACUAGGCACUGAGAUGACGCCAAGCAAACCAUCAAACCAUAUCCCACAGCUGAUUCUAACCGAAAACGGAGCUAGUGAGCGUCAAGACCUAACCCCUCAUGUAUUUUUUAAGAAUGGUCACGCCUCCCCGGACCAGCGUUCUCAAGACAGUCCAUUUGGACCCCUUAUGAACAUUUCUGUGACGAAACAGAAAUCUCCAAGCGCACAUUUGGGCAAAUUUCAAUGCAACUACUGCAUGAAACGAUUUUCUCGUCCAUCUAGCUUGCGGACGCAUAUUCACUCUCACACGGGCGAGAAGCCUUUCCGAUGUGAUGUACCUGGCUGUGGACGAUGCUUUAGCGUGCACUCUAACCUACGAAGGCACCAGAAGAGUCACAGCACGUCUAUGUUACCUACUCCCAGUAAUGACCUACCAGCUUAG
This is a messenger RNA of Malassezia restricta, 1176 nucleotides long. Its product is annotated as zinc finger protein. The record is from RefSeq and is a predicted model, not a curated record. The transcript has a single exon. Gene Ontology annotation, molecular function: DNA-binding transcription factor activity, RNA polymerase II-specific; RNA polymerase II cis-regulatory region sequence-specific DNA binding. NCBI's taxonomy places the organism in Eukaryota, Fungi, Basidiomycota, Malasseziomycetes, Malasseziales, Malasseziaceae. Gene Ontology annotation, cellular component: nucleus. Bases 1 to 1176 code for a protein of 391 amino acids. Gene Ontology annotation, biological process: regulation of transcription by RNA polymerase II.